AUAAUACUCAUGUCUCCCAACGAAACUUGCUAUCCAAGUUUUUCUCGCCAUGUUAGAUACAGAACAUUGUAUGAACACGAAUGCUUACAUGAAACUAGGGUUAUGGAUUCGCAUCCCUACCAUCAACACCUGUGACUCCGGAGACGCUGUUCCUGACUGGCAGCACUACCAAAUCUUUCACUGCCGCCGCCAUUUCCCUGCUGGUCGACAACUCGUCCGAGUACUCAUCCAUCCAGUGGACGACGCCUAUAUCGGAACUCCUUCGCGAAGAUUUUGUUCUGAGCGACGAAUGGGCAACACGUCAUGUCACAAUCGAAGACAUCCUGAGCCACCGGACCGGGUAUCCCCGCCACGAUCUGGCCUUUGCGAGGGACACGCAGGACCUGGUGCGUAAGUUGCGGCACUUGCCCAUGUCUGCAGAGCCUCGGGUGCAGUUUCAAUACAACAACAUGAUGUAUGGAGUCGCGGGAUAUCUUAUCGAGACGCUUACGGGCUCUUCGCUGAGAGACUUCUUUCGUGUGCAUCUAUGGGAGCCCAUGGGUCUCGAAAACACAUUCCUUGGGUUGGACGACCCUGCCAUCCAGAAUAGCGGACUACUCGUGGCUGACGAGUACUACUAUGACGAGUCCACGGAUGCAUAUCUUCGCCUAGAACACGCGAACGUGUCCGGAGACGCAGCAGCCGGCGCUGCCAUUUCCAAUGUCCUAGACUAUGCCAAGUACUUGCGGGUGAUGCUGGACGAAGAGAAACCAAUGUCCAAGGCCGGCCAUCGUGAACUCAAGACCGCGCGGAGCUUUGUUAGCGGUGGUGUUGCGCCCUUUGUCGGUCCCAUCACCUACGCUUUCGGGUGGAUGAGCGGGGUUGUUCAGGGCGAGCAGAUAUGGCUUCACUCGGGCCAGGUAGAUGGGUUCACGACGUGGAUGUUGAUCGUACCAUCGAGGCAGAUCGGUAUCACGGUCAUGACCAAUGCGGCGUCGAAAGCACUGACGCUCGUGCUGUACCGUAUAUUAUACGACCUACUUGAAGUCAGGGAGAAGGACAGAUUUGACUUUGCAGCCAAGUUCCUAAACGACGUCGAGCAAGAGAAGCACUAUCUAGCGACUUGCCCGGAACGAGUAUAUCCAAAUUUGCCAUCGCCUCCGCUUCCACACACUCUGCCGCUCCCGAACCACACGGGCAGAUAUCGCGAUGAGGGCUAUGGUGACUUUGACGUGUUGCUCGACUGCGGCAGCACUGAAGCAGCCACGACCACGGCGCGCGGCGGCUCAUGCAAGCUUCGGGUUCAGAAGCUCGAAUAUGGCCCGUUCCCCUGGCCUUUCAUACUCAACCUGGAUCACAAGUCCGGAAACUACUGGCUCGGGUGGCCCGAGUUCCGGGGCACGGAUAUACCGCCGGCUUGCCUUGAGGUGCGGUUUCGCGUCAAUGCGAGUGGGGAGGUGUCCCAUUUUGGGUUCAAUGCUAGGAUGGAGGAUGGUGCGCCUCUGGUCUGGUUUGAUAGGAUAGACGAGAGACUGGACCCUGAGAGCAGCAGGGCAGUGUCUUCAUGAUGAUAUCUUCUGUGAUUUCAUAGUGCCACAAAACAUUCUGCAGCCCUAAAGAACAGGUUUUAUGGCCUAUGUGGCUCUGUAUCCAUCGUUGACCGCUGUACAACAGUGUCUUCUUGACGCGAAGGCGAUCCAACGCAAUGCACAUGGA
Molecule: messenger RNA, 1695 nt
Organism: Truncatella angustata
Lineage: Eukaryota; Fungi; Ascomycota; Sordariomycetes; Amphisphaeriales; Sporocadaceae
Product: beta-lactamase/transpeptidase-like protein
Exons: 2
Coding region: 411-1547 (378 amino acids)
Source: RefSeq, a predicted model, not a curated record